CUGAGUGCAGCGGUCUGCGCCUGUAUCAACUGGACUGCACGCGGUAGACAGGAAUGGAACGAUUUCUUGGCUUUGUAAAGCAGAUACAGAGGUCCAGGAGACGCAAGGGCAAAAAGUACCGUCCAGAGGAGGAUUAUCACGAAGGCUAUGAGGAUGUUUACUACUAUGCUUCAGAGCACCUGCAACAUGAGGGGCCCUACACUAAACAUUCCAAUCCAUCCAGGCCACCAGAUGGCACCCUGGCCAUUAGGAGACAGAGUAUUCCAGAUGAGUUUAAGGGAACGAGUACUGUGGAGCUGAUCAAGAAGGAAGGCACUACCCUGGGUCUGACCGUAUCCGGAGGCAUCGACAAAGAUGGCAAGCCCCGCGUCUCCAACUUGCGCCAGGGCGGAAUUGCUGCCAGGAGUGACCAGCUGAACGUUGGGGACUAUAUAAAGUCUGUGAACGGGAUCAACUUGACCAAGUUUCGUCAUGAUGAGAUCAUCAGUCUUUUGAAGAAUGUGGGUGAGAGGGUCAUACUGGAGGUGGAGUACGAGCUGCCACCUGUCUCUGUCCAGGGCUCAGGAGUCAUGUUCAAAAACGUGGAGGUGACGUUACACAAAGAAGGCAAUACAUUCGGUUUCGUCAUCAGAGGAGGUGCCCACGAAGACAGGAACAAAUCUCGCCCUGUUACCAUAACAACCAUCAGACCUGGCGGUCCGGCUGACAGGGAAGGGACUGUCAAACCUGGUGACAGGCUGCUCAGCAUCGAUGGAAUCCGUCUGCAUGGAACAUCUCACGCAGAGGCCAUGAGCAUUCUCAAACAGUGUGGCCAGGAAGCCACCCUUCUCAUUGAGUACGAUGUGUCAGUCAUGGAUUCCAUAGCCACAGCUUCAGGCCCGCUGCUGGUGGAAGUGGCCAAGUCGAUGGGCUCCAGUUUAGGUCUGGCUCUCUCUACCUCCAUGUACUGCAACAAGCAGGUCAUCAUCAUCGACAAGGUCAAACCAGCCAGCAUCGCCGAUAGGUGUGGUGCGCUGCAUGCGGGUGAUCACAUCCUGUCGGUGGAUGGCACAAGUAUGGAGUAUUGCACACUGGCCGAAGCCACCCAACUGCUAGCUAGUGCUUCAGAACAUGUCAAAAUGGAAAUUUUGCCCAACCACCAGACAAGACUGGCUCUUAAAGGCCCUGAACAUGUCAAGGUGCAGAGGAGUAACCGGCCAUUGCCAUGGGAAUCCGGAACUAACAACAACAGCAACUUCCUUCCCUACCAACACUAUAACACCUACCACCCCGACCAGUCCCGCAGCCAGACCAAACAGAAAACCUCUCCAAACAACCCCCCUCUGGGUUCAUCAUUCUCUCCCACCUCCAUGAGUGCCUACAGUCUGAGCUCACUCAACAUGAACACACUGCCGCGCACCAUGUAUCCCACUAGCCCCCGAGGCACCAUGAUGAGACGUAAACUGAAGAAGAAAGACUACAAGAGCUCAAUGUCUCUGGCUUCCAGCACUGUAGGACUGGCCGGUCAGGUGGUCCACACAGAAACAACAGAGGUGACCCUCAUCAGCGACUCCAUUAUGGGUUUUGGAAUCCAGCUCCAAGGAGGUGUCUUUGCCACAGAAACCCUGUCCUCACCCCCACUCAUCGCUUACAUAGACCCUGACAGCCCAGCAGAGCGGUGUGGCAUCCUGCAGAUCGGUGACCGGAUCCUGUCAAUAAACGGAAUCCCUACAGAGGACAGCACACUGGAGGAGACCAAUCAGCUGCUGAAGGACUCCAGCAUCACCAGCAAAGUCACACUGGAGAUUGAGUUUGACGUAGCAGAGUCGGUCAUCCCAAGCAGUGGAACCUUCCAUGUGAAGCUACCGAAGAAGCCAGGUGUGGAGCUGGGCAUCACCAUCAGCUCUCCUUCUAGUCGGAAGGCCGGAGAUGCACUCAUCAUCUCUGACAUUAAGAAAGGAAGUGUGGCGCACAGGACGGGCACCCUGGAGCUUGGGGAUAAGCUUCUGGCAAUAGACAACAUCCGCCUGGACAAUUGCUCCAUGGAGGACGCUGUUCAAAUCCUGCAGCAGUGCGAAGACUUGGUCAAACUCAAGAUUCGCAAGGACGAGGACAACUCAGGUAUCCUACGUGAUGGCAGUGUUGAUAGGGACGCCCGUGUGCUGUUGGCCUGUGUUGCAGACGAGCAGGAGAGCUGCGGUGCCAUCAUUUACACGGUGGAGUUGAAACGGUACGGCGGCCCGUUAGGCAUCACCAUCUCAGGCACCGAGGAGCCCUUCGAUCCCAUCAUCAUCUCCAGCCUCACUAGAGGAGGCCUGGCUGAGAGAACGGGUGCCAUCCACAUUGGCGAUCGCAUCCUGGCCAUUAACAGCAACAGUUUGAAGGGCAAACCUCUCAGUGAGGCCAUUCACCUGCUGCAGAUGGCAGGGGAGUCUGUCACACUGAAGAUCAAGAAGCAGGGAGAAUUGGCAAGCCCACUGCAGCCCUCAGUAAUGGGUCGUUUGAAUGAUCUGAACGACCUGGAGGAUGAAAGUCAAGCAGGACAGAAACCCAGCAAACUCUCUGACAUCUAUUCCACCACCAUUCCCAGUGUAGACAGUGCAGUGGAAUCUUGGGAUGGCUCUGCCAUUGACGCUACUUUCAGCACCCAGGCUUCCACAGGUUUCCAGGCAUCAGGCUACAGCUUCCACAGCCAUGAAUGGCAGAACGCAAAGCCCAGCCAGGGCAGCCUCUCCCCGGUCAACAGCAGCCGGCAGAGGAACAACAUCCUGCCAGACUUCGGACUCGGUGUGGAUGACUGGGACAGGCCUAGUGCUAGCGGAGUGUCCACGCUGCCUACCGGUUUAAUCUCAGACAGCAGGUUCACUGUGGGACACGACGGAACGGAGCCAGACCAGGAAGAGAACUUCUGGUCCCAAGCACUGGAAGACUUGGAGACGUGUGGUCAGUCUGGAAUCCUGCGAGAACUUGAGGCGACCAUCAUGUCAGGAAGCUCUAUGAGUCUAAACCAUGACCCUGUGCCCACCCGAAGCCAUCUGGGCCGUCAGGCCAGUUUUCAGGAACGUGGCAGCAACAAGUUGCAAUACACACAGACCAACCGCAGUAACACGCUGCCCACUGACGUUGGCAGAAAAGCUGUCGCCAUGAGGAGAGUAAAGCAGGAGAUCAAGGAUAUUAUGUCGCCCACCCCAGUUGAGCUUCAUAAGGUGUGUCUCUUGAAGGACUCUGACAUUGAGAACUUUGGAUUUAGUGUUUCUGAUGGCGUCCUGGAGAAAGGGGUUUAUGUUAACAAUAUUCGUCCGGGAGGGCCUGCUGAAAUUGGAGGCCUGAAGCCGUACGACAGACUGCUACAGAUAAACCACGUCCGUACCAGAGACUUUGACUGCUGCUUAGUGGUACCUCUAAUAGCGGAAUCCGAGAACAAACUGGAUCUAGUCAUAAGCCGAAACCCAGUUUCCUCCCAGCCUUCAGAAAUGAACCAAUUAUCCAAUGAAGAGCCAGUGAACUGGACUGAUCCCGGAGACACACUCAAUCCGCCCGCCGCAGGGCUGGAACAGGGCCAGCACAACUCUACAUUAGAAGGACUGGAGGACACAGACCCCAACAAGACUUUAUAGCAGAACCUCCCUGGUACCUGCAAUGAAGUGCUCCUCAUGGUGCUAAAGUGAACCCUCCCUGAACAGCUCACUCUGCUGGUGGAAAAAAGAGGGGCUUGUUCUCAUAUAGCACACACCUAGACCUUUUUCCUGAGAGCAUGAGCCACCGUGACAAGAGGUCUUUUCCUGGUGUGCUGAGUGUGUUUUACCCUGUGAAAAUGGUGAUAAUUACGGAGAAGACCACACUGACCUCUUGGGAAACCAAAACUAAAAAAAAAGGAAAAACAACCAUGACGACUACUGAAACAGUGCCAUCCCUAACAUUUUUUGCCAAUAAACAAGAAUAAUUUGAAGAAGGAUACAAAAAACAAACUAAGAUGCAUAAAAGCAACAUUUUGAGAAUUUUAACGAUGAUAUUGGACUGGCCAAUGAUUGUCAGUGUUUGUGCGAGUUUGUAUGUGUGCGCGAGUGUGUGAAGACUUUGUCGCAAGCCUGCAGUGCAGUCCACAAAGUCUGUCAAACGUCCAACAUCCUUAAUGCAGCCGUCAACCCCUUCUAUUUUGUGAUACUGCAACACAAGUGUGUGUAUAGUGUGUGUCUGUGUAUUUCCUCCUGAUAUCUGAUGCCAAGGUCAGAGUGUACCCCCUUUUUCUCUCAAAAGGAGGGGACGACAGCUGAUUGGUAGAAAAAAAAAAUCAGCAUAAUGAAUUUGGUAAACAUUUUUCAGUCAUAAAAUGAAUGUGGGUUAUAGCGCAAAUGCAUGAGACCUUAUAUGAACUAUUUUGUCCAAAUACAAGAGCUUGGCUACAUCCACUUACGAAAAGAAAACACACACGCCAUAUUUCGGUUCUCUGUCCGGUAUGUUGUUUUUCACUGUAGCUGACCUGAUGUCUCGUAUAAAUAGGAAAUCCAAUGUCACGUUGAUGAGAGGGUGGCACAAAGGCACCUUAUGUUAAAAUUGGACAGAUGUCUAUUUUUAUGAAUAGAAAACCAUGAUUUAUAAGGGAUGUUUGUAUUUGAAUGAUGGUUAGUGAACAUGAGGGUUGCUGUGGGCCCUGUUGAGCAUGUACGGGAGCAUAUUGAUGGCAUAUAGAAGGUCAUUUGGUAAAACAAAUGUACUUUAUAAACUCUCCAGAUUAUUGUGAAAAUCCAUCACUGGCCCAAAGGAUAGAACAGCUUUUUAUUCCAUUUAGGUCAAUAUCAACCUCUUCACAGAAAAUGACAGCUGUUGAAGUAGGAAGUUGCAUAUGAACAGUUUACACUCAGUUAGCAUCUAUGAUGAAUGAGAUUAUUAGAAUACCGAACAAAAAUAAUAUGGAAUUGUUGGAAUGGGCUUUAGAUUUCACACUCCCAAAAAAAAUAUUUAAACCUAUUUUUAAGAUUUAUGCAUUUCAAUUUCACAAAAUUCCAUCACAUUAAAUUUCAUGAUCUUUAACUAAAUUGAAUUAAGAAAAUGUAAAAUAUUUUUAUUUUAUUUUAUUAAAAAUCUUGCAAUUCAAUUCGAAGGAAAUUUGUUAUGAAAUUGAAAUGUGUUCAUAUUAAACAAAAAACAAAACAAAAAAAUUGAGUGAAGUUUGAAUCAAAUUUGCAGUCCCUUACAAAAAAUUACCAUGGUAACCAUUGUUUCUGGCAAAAUUAAGAUACUUUUUCAUUUUACUCUAUUGAAAAGUCAUAAUAAAUGAAUAUAAAAUCUCUAUAGUAUAAGAAUCUUUCACAAUGUUUCUGCCAUUUAAUUUUUUUAUGACACUGAUGGCUUAUGCCAAGUUAACUGUUUUAUUGUAGCAAAAUUAACUGUAACUGGAGGAAACUGGUUACCGUGGUACAUCUAUGAUGACAAAAUUAUUUAAAAAAUGCAAGCAGGGGGUAAAUCUCCAUAAGAAUCCAGUAAAAAAAAAGUUGUUUGUAUCCCCCCCUUUGUUUAAAUAGUUAUAAAUCAUUAUGGUAAUUUGUAUAUGGUACUGUUAUGGUUUUGAUUUUUUUUUUUUUUUUUUUUUUUUUUGGACUGCGUAAGCCCAAAGGGCAGCAAACUGUUUGUAAAGAGAGAGAAAAAGUGUCAAAUAAUGAGAGAAUGGAGUUGUCAGUUCUACUAUGUAUGGUAGACCACUAAACAUACUUCACAUUUGUAGCUCUGCUUGAAAAAAAAAGAAGAAAACAUGUUAGUAAAGAAAAAAAAAUAUCAUUGGCAAGCUGCUAAUGGCAAUGAAAA
Myxocyprinus asiaticus (Chinese sucker) is the source of this 5781-nucleotide messenger RNA. Its product is annotated as glutamate receptor-interacting protein 1-like. NCBI's taxonomy places the organism in Eukaryota, Metazoa, Chordata, Actinopteri, Cypriniformes, Catostomidae. Gene Ontology annotation, molecular function: nuclear glucocorticoid receptor binding. Gene Ontology annotation, biological process: neurotransmitter receptor transport, endosome to postsynaptic membrane. The record is from RefSeq and is a predicted model, not a curated record. The transcript has 25 exons. Bases 54 to 3596 code for a protein of 1180 amino acids.